Molecule: messenger RNA, 6536 nt
Organism: Pteropus alecto (black flying fox)
Lineage: Eukaryota; Metazoa; Chordata; Mammalia; Chiroptera; Pteropodidae
Gene: VASH1
Product: vasohibin 1
Exons: 7
Coding region: 1362-2453 (363 amino acids)
Biological process (GO): regulation of angiogenesis
Cellular component (GO): cytoplasm
Source: RefSeq, a predicted model, not a curated record
GCGGGCCGGAGCCGAGCCGGGUGGGCGGUGGGCAGGCAGGGGCCACGGCUGGAGGCAGCUGUGGCCUGGGGCGACCGGAACAGCAGCGGCCCGAGCUUUACCUAGUCGCGGAUUCGCGACCUGCGCGUGCACCCCGCGCUCUGCGGGCUGCUCUCCGCGGACUAGCGCAGCUUACGCGCGCCGAGCCUUUAUCACUCUCAUCCAUUCCAUCCGCGAGCUGGGGCUGCGCGAGCCUCCGGACUUGCUUUCCCCGCCCCGCUGAUCCUUCCUCCACCCCCUUAGCCUGGGCCCCAGGAGCCCAAGCGAACAGCUGCGGAGCAUCCUUCGCCCGCCCUGGCCGCGCCACCGCCCAUGCUACGGCCAGUUCCGGACAGCAGCCCUGCAGCGGGAGCCCGUCGCUCAGUGACCACAGCCUGGCCCCUGCGCGCCUCUCAAGGCAACCCCGCUGAGCCCCGGGCCCCGGUGCGGGACCCGCGCCCCGCGAUGGCCCGGCUGGCGCAGCGCUGCGCCGGGUGCCCGACUUCUGCCCGCUGAGACGCGCCUGGCUGGGGACCGGCUGAGCUUUGGGGCUCCACGCUGCUCCCUUCCCUGUUCUGGGGGCUCCGCCGCAGCUUCCCGGGAGCGAGGGACCAGGGGUCUGAGACAAAGCCCACUUUGUGCGAGGAGUUGGCCGCGGGCGUGGAAUGUGCGUGUCGGCGCAUGUCCCCUCCCAGCGCCCAGCCAGCUGCGAGUUUUGGCUCCCCAACUCAUCGCGGCGAAGAAAUCGCGCCCCCUCGCCGCCUUCCAGUCCGGGGAUCCCAGCUCAGAGCUGAUGCGGCCUGAAGUAGCCUUGGUCUCACCCGCGAGCGCGCGCAGGUGUCAGCGUGCGAUAUUUUGUAAAGGAAGUUGUUCUAUCCAAAACUGGGACCUGGGGAGCCCAGUCGGCGUCAGCACCUGUGCCUUGACCCUCUGUGUGGCCACAGGUCUGAGCUGUCUGGCCUCAGUUUCCCUCCGACUUUCCUCUCUGCAAGCCCAGACUGCUGCCUGUCAUUGUUCUCGCUGUCAAAUGCGGGUGAUUGCUGAAGGCUGCCAAGUUGGGGUGUGUUCUCUUUAUGCCGCUUUCCAAACAGAACGAGGCCUCUAAGGCUGACCUGGGACAAGCAACCCCCUUCACCCACCCCCUACUCAUAUUGAGGCACUGAUUUUUUUUCUUUGAGUAGUAUUUUAUUGUACCGGAGCCACGCCCUAGUUUCUUAAAGGCGCCUUGCACACUGUUUAGCCAUGUGUUAUAACUACAGCUGGUGUGUGGGAGGCCUCCUGUGAACCAUCUAUUUUUUUCCUGCUUCCUGAUACAUUCUUCAACCCCCAUCAAGGAUUUGGGGAUGCCAGGGAAGAAGGUGGUCGGGGGUGGCAGCAGCUGUGCUGCCACCACUGUCGUCGCUGCCGUCCCUUCUGGGGUCAGACGUUUGGAGACCAGCGAAGGAGCCUCAGCCCAGAGAGAUGAUGAGCCAGAAGAGGAAGGAGAAGAGGACCUACGAGAUGGAGGCGUCCCCUUCUUUGUCAACCGGGGUGGGCUGCCUGUGGACGAGGCCACCUGGGAAAGAAUGUGGAAACAUGUGGCCAAGAUCCACCCAGAUGGAGAGAAGGUGGCCCAGAGGAUCCGUGGGGUGACGGAUCUGCCCAAGGUCCCCAUACCGACUGUGCCUACGUUCCAGCCCUCCACCCCUGUCCCUGAGCGCCUGGAGGCCGUGCAGCGCUACAUCAGGGAGCUGCAGUACAAUCACACAGGGACCCAGUUCUUUGAAAUUAAGAAGAGCAGACCCCUCACAGGGCUGAUGGACCUGGCCAAGGAAAUGACCAAAGAGGCUCUGCCAAUCAAAUGCCUGGAAGCUGUGAUCCUGGGAAUUUACCUCACCAACAGCAUGCCCACCCUGGAACGCUUCCCCAUCAGCUUCAAGACCUACUUCUCAGGGAACUACUUCCGCCAUAUUGUGCUGGGGGUAAACUUCGGGGGCCGCUAUGGGGCCCUGGGCAUGAGCCGGCGGGAGGACCUGAUGUACAAGCCGCCGGCCUUCCGCACACUUAGCGAGCUCGUGCUGGACUACGAGGCUGCCUACAGCCGCUGCUGGCACGUGCUGAAGAAGGUAAAGCUGGGCCAGUGCGUGUCCCACGACCCACACAGUGUGGAGCAGAUCGAGUGGAAGCACUCCGUUUUGGACGUUGACAGGCUGGGCCGCGAGGACUUCCGCAAGGAGCUGGAGCGGCAUGCCCGCGACAUGAGGCUCAAGAUUGGCAAAGGGACCGGCCCUCCCUCCCCCACCAAGGACAGAAAGAAGGAUGUGUCCUCCCCUCAGCGGGGCCAGUCCAGCCCCCACCGCAGGAACAGCCGCAGCGAAAGGAGGCCUUCGGGUGAGAAGAAGCCUUCUGAGCCCAAAGCCAUGCCAGACCUCAACGGGUACCAGAUCCGGGUAUAAGGCGAGGUGGGCAGCAGCAGCCCAGCCUCACCCACUUCUGGGGGCCAGGAUCUGCCUGCCAGAACCAGCCUGGCUCUUGGGGAAGGAGGGGCUGGUGAGAGGCCAGGGAGAAGGGCAGCAGGAAGAGUGUGUUCCAGCCCAGCUACCCAAGCUAUUGCCUCUCCCACUGGACCAAGCUCCCUAACUUUGGGCUGCGAAGCAGUUAGUAUUUUAUUUGGAGUUUGUAACUUGACAACUAAAGUUUACGAGAUUUUGAAAACUGUUGGAUCUGCCAAUGACUGGCAGGCCAGUGCUUAGAAGAUAUAACUGCCAUGGGGCUGGGUGAGGAGGGGUUGCUGGUUCUGCUGGUGCCCCUGGCCCUGGCAUCUGGGAUUUGGGUCCGUCCCAUGUAUGAGAACUGUCCCGGCCCACCAGGCCUGGGGCAGGACGGGAGAGGGGUGGAGGUAUUUCUUCACUUCCACCUGCCCCGGAGGCAUCUUGACCCAGGGAAAGGGAAGCGUGGUAUGAAGCAUUCUGGGAGAGGUCUGUGUGGCCCAUGUCAGGAGCUUGACACAGGCCACAUCUACUCAAGAGCAGGCCCCCAUGGCCCAGGAGAGCUCUCACGCCCUUGUGGCCCCAUGGACAAACAGUGCCGUGGACUGACACGGCCCACUGGCACGCCCUGUGAGGGGGGCUGUAGGGAAGCCCAGGAGAGAACCACUGGGGGAUGAGUUCCCAGGCCCCUACCUCAUCUUGCUUAGCCCAGCUCUGCCCGUUGCUGAAACUGGGGCUCCCUGCAGAGGGGCUCGGCUUUGCGAGGGCCCAGACUUUACACUGGAUUCAGUGUGACUGUGGGGGUUGAGCAGAGCUGGCAUGUCCAGGAACUGUGGCUGGGGACAGGGUGGGACACUCACGCCUGGGUCUGUUCCCAGGCAGUCCUCGGGGGUUAGGCACUACUCCGCCCCCUUUACCAUCACCUCAGCCCUAGCUGUGGAAAUGAAGACCAGACCAGGGAGGUUUGUGUCCCAGGCUCACCUCUCCUCAUUUAGUAGCCUGUUUAGGUUUGGGGGUCCCAGUGAUGAUCAGGCUGUUGCAUAUGACUCAUCAGGGAAGAACAUGAACAGCUGGAGUCAGCGCAGCCUGCCCAUCACGCAGGAGAGACCUGGAAGGCAGGUGACAGGUCGUAGAGAGGUUGGUGGGACUGAGGGAAGGUUCUGGAGGUUCACACAACAAGGGAGUGUAAGGAAAGGGUGCAGUGUGGCCCCUGAAUUGGGGCAGAGCCCAAGAACUGAGGGGUGUAAGUGAGAAAAGGAUGCGGGGGAGAGUUUAGCAUCAGGCUGCCUUUGGGAGUAGUGAGUUUCCUGUUGCAGGAGGUAAUCAAGCAAAGACUAGAUGGCUACUUGUCAGGAAGCUUUUGAGAGGAUUCAGAUUAUGGAAGGGUAGCUGAACGGGAAGCCCAUUAAGCUUUCUUUUUACUAAGAGGCUAAGAUUCAGCCAGGGGCAGUUAUCUGUAAGACUGCACAGGGGCUGGGAGCUUGGAAAAGGGAGGAUUAGAACUAGAGUUGUAAACUCAAAUGCGUUACAGGGCCAGGCAGAUGAUUAAAAGGAGCACUGCAGGGCUGGGUAGGGACUGCAGCAAACUAAGAGGGCAUACACCCCAUUAAAGGGGCCACUGCUGCUUAGCUGCUCAGAGUAUAAGCUCUGCAUUGCCAGAUUGUCUGAUUUUUUUCAGAGGCCAAAACUCUGAAUUUUUUUUAUGUGAAAUAUCCUGAUUUUUAAAUGUUGGCAAUCAGUUCAGGAAAUUUAAAAAACCAACACGAAGAGAAAAAGCCAGUUUGUAAUCUCUGAAGUAGAGAGAACUUGUGCUGGGAAGAAGCCCACUGAUAUGCUUUGAGGUGGGAACUAUGGAAAGUUCCAGGCUUCCCAGAGUAGGCUGGGCCACAACAGGGGCCUCACUGCUGAGGCUCCCAGAGUGGGCAGUGGCCCCAUGUUCAUCCUCCUCAUUCUCCCUGCAGACCAGAGACAUACCAGAGAUGCCCUGGCCUUGUCCCGUCACCAGAGGAGGUGGAGUGGAGUGGAGAGAGUAUGUUCUCAGCCUGCCAGGGAGAUGGAUGGUGCAUGGGAAGCAAGGAAAGAGGGAGGGAGACAAGGUGCCUUUGCUGAUGCCCAUUGGUGAAGGCACCAAGGUCUGGCAGCUCUUCAAACCAGCAGCUCUUGGCCCAGAGCAAGGCCCAGCAGGGUGACCAGUUGGUCAGUCCCUUGGGUUCCUCGUGGGUCACUAGGCCCUGGGGAGGUGCUUUACCUGUCCCCUGGGCAACACUCGACCAGAUCAAUCCAAGACCCAUUGUAACUCCUGACUCACCAUCCCAUCCCAUCCCAGUUUUCAGGGAGUGGGGGGGUGGUCCCCAUGUUCCCACAUUCACCUGAGGCAGAGAUGGCUCACUUUUGGGAGGCAUGAGGCUGAAAGUGAGGGCUUUCGUGGAUCUAGAUAAGGGUGCCUCGUACAGACCGCUCAUCAUCAGAGACGGGGACCCAGGCGCCCCUGUGGACCACCGGGCUAGAAGGGAAGAGAUGUAAAAAGGAGCUGGGAGCUUGGGUCAGGAAAACAUGGGGAAGCUGCUCUUACUACAGGAGCCUAGAAGGAUGCUCCAACACGCAGGUUCCUUCCCCAAAACCCUCUGGAGAAAGAAGCAGAAUGAAGUCCCAACUCUCAUUGCUGUCUGCGAGGGAGGGAGCUGAUCACCUCAAGCUGAUAAUCCCCAGGCACUCCCCAUCCUAGCUGAGACCUUGGGCCUGUGGAGACCACCACAGGCUACAGUGGUGCUUUUUAAUUUAUUUUUAGCUUUUUCAUAUGUAGCAACCCCUCCUCCCCUCCUGGGCAUGUUUACACAGGCUCUGCUCCCUGGGCUGGCCUGGCUGCAGAGUUUCUGGGGAGGCAGAGAGGCAGGGAUUUUGGGGCCUUAGUCACCAUCCUCAGUAUCACCUCAUCUCAUUUCCUGUGAGGGACAGGGGUCUGGCUCCACCUCACUCAGGACUACCUUCCAGCUCUCAGCCUGGGCUCCUCUGCCCCUAGGGUGGGGGCUGCUAGCUGAGGAAGGGUCAAGGUGAGGUCAGAGAAAGCUGCUGGAUGAAGGUGGGUCAGGAUGGGGUGUGAUUGCUUCCCAAAGCAUGAUUCCUUGCACUUGGUGCUGGGUCAGAGUGCUGGGAAGCUGGAUUUAGAGAGCCUGCCCACCCACCCACCUGCCCAUCCUCUCCUUCCCAUGGCCUCAACACAUAGUCACCCUCACCCAUCGUGCCAGCCACUCCAUCCUUCCUGGGCCUGGCCAAGUGGGGAGAGCAGUUGCCACAGCCCCAGGUGCAAUGAUGAAGCCUAAGGCCAGGGUUCUGAGGAGCAGAGGGCCCAGAGGGGCCAUGUCUGCUUUCUGGCCCUCUCUGUCAACUCAUGCCCCACCCCUUCCAGCUGGGACUUGUCUUCCUGGCUCUGGAACAGGUCUAAUUCUGGCUAGUAACCCGCCCGGAGGCCUGUGUGCACCUGGGUCUCCUGCCUGGGUUGUUCUCUAGUUUAGCUACAGCAGCAUCCCCAGGCCCUCCCUGGCCUCGGCGUGCAGGGAGGUGUGAGCUGGGCCAGCAUAUUGACUGCAUUCUUCGUGUCAGAGCUCCAGUGUUGACAUCCCCAUUUCCCUUGUUCCUGGGAGAAAUCUGUGUGAAGGGCAGGGAGGUCCUUGGAGGAGUAUGGGGUGGGAGCGGGGAGGUCUGCCCCAGGCCAGGCCUGGCUGUGGUGGUGCUAGCUGUAGGUCUAUCUGCACUGACCCCUGUCGCCCCAUCUCGGUGCUUCAGAGUCCCAAGUAUCCCUCUUCCUUCAAAUUCGAGGAAAGAAGAGACUGGGCGUGCUUGGCCCUGGGCCCGGUGAGGGCUGACUGCCCCCUCCCUCGAGUUUGUGUUGGGCUAUGUGUUGUUCUAGAUUUUGUUCUUUCUCCUCUUCUCAUAUCAGUAUUGCACCUCCCCUUUUCACUUUUACACUUUGUCUCAUUCUUGUUCUCACUUUUCUUCCGAAAUGAAUAAAGCCUCCCAGCUCUGGUUCUGUGGGCUGGACAGAAACCAUGA